CUGCCCCGGGGCGUGUUGGUACCUGCGGGAGGGCGCCCGGCGGAAAGUCCCUUCUUCCCAUGAUCAGCGCCUGCUCCCGGCGCUGGGCGCUCGCCAUGGACACUAUGAAAACCACCUACAUCGUGCUGGAGCUCAUCAUCGCCGUGCUCUCCAUCGCUGGCAACGUGCUGGUCUGCUGGGCCGUGGCCAUCAACAGCACCUUGAAGAACGCCACCAACUAUUUCCUGGUGUCGCUGGCCGUGGCCGAUAUCGCCGUGGGGUUGUUGGCCAUCCCCUUCGCCAUCACCAUCAGCAUCGGCUUCCACGUGGAUUUUCACAGCUGCCUCUUCUUCGCCUGCUUCGUGCUGGUGCUGACCCAAAGCUCCAUUUUCAGCCUGCUGGCUGUGGCCAUCGACAGGUACCUGGCUAUCAAGAUCCCACUGAGGUACAACAGCCUGGUGACCGGCAAGCGGGCGAGGGGACUCAUCGCAGUGCUGUGGCUGCUGUCCUUUGGGAUUGGACUGACCCCUCUGAUGGGCUGGAAUAAAGCCAUGAGCGGCUGUCCCAACGCCACCAACGAGACAGGGACAGAGCCCCAGGGCUGCUUCAUCUCGUGCCUCUUUGAGAACGUGGUGACCAUGAGCUACAUGGUCUACUUCAACUUCUUCGGCUGCGUGCUGCUCCCGCUCGUCAUCAUGCUGGGGAUCUACGUCAAGAUAUUCAUGGUGGCCUGCAAGCAGCUGCACCAGAUCGAGCUGAUGGGCAACUCCAGGACCACCCUGCAGAAGGAGGUACACGCAGCCAAGUCUCUGGCCAUCAUCGUGGGCCUGUUUGCCUUCUGCUGGCUGCCCCUGCACAUCCUGAACUGCAUCACGCACUUCCACGAGGGCUUCUCCAGCUCCAAGCCCGAGUGGGUGAUGUACGUGGCCAUCAUCCUGUCCCACGCCAACUCCGUCAUCAACCCCAUCAUCUACGCCUACAGGAUCCGGGAUUUCCGCUGCACCUUCCGCAAGAUCCUCUCCAAGAUCCUCUGCAAGGCCCAAGAGCUCCCCAAGUGUCCCUCGGAGCACAACCAGCACCUGACUGCCAUCAACAUCAGCUCCCCCGCGGCCUCGGUGACCGUGUGAGCCCGGCCCUGCUGCCCUGGCACUGCCCUGCCCUGCCCUGCCCUGCCCUGCCAGCAGGGCUCAGACAUGACCACUAUGGACUCGUGCAGCUCUGGUUUUAUUUUUAUUUUUAUUUUUGUAAUGAACGUCGUGCCUGGUAGAGGAGUGACCUGAGCGGGGACACUGAGUGCAGUUCGCCCUCCUCUGUAGCCCCUGGGGCUGUGAUCCCGUUGUGUUUCCUUUCCAGGUGUUUUCUUUCCAGGCUGGACACUGACUGGGGAAGACUCACCUGCUGGGGGGGUGUUUCCCCAAUUGUGCUGCUCAUGUCAAGUCAUAGGAUCUUUAUUUUAAUUAUUAUUAUUAUUUUUUUUAAUAUUUGGUUUCAUUUAGGAGUAAUAAUUUUGUGUCUGUUUUUUGAGUUGUUCUCCAAGUUCAUACUUGACAGCACUUUGGUAAUACCCUAAUUAUUCCAUCAA
Camarhynchus parvulus is the source of this 1561-nucleotide messenger RNA. RefSeq names its product adenosine A2b receptor (gene ADORA2B). The record is from RefSeq and is a predicted model, not a curated record. Gene Ontology annotation, molecular function: G protein-coupled adenosine receptor activity. Bases 60 to 1106 code for a protein of 348 amino acids. Gene Ontology annotation, cellular component: membrane. Gene Ontology annotation, biological process: vasodilation; G protein-coupled adenosine receptor signaling pathway; adenylate cyclase-activating G protein-coupled receptor signaling pathway. Lineage: Eukaryota; Metazoa; Chordata; Aves; Passeriformes; Thraupidae. The transcript has 2 exons.